This is a messenger RNA of Durotheca rogersii, 2079 nucleotides long. RefSeq lists its product as uncharacterized. NCBI's taxonomy places the organism in Eukaryota, Fungi, Ascomycota, Sordariomycetes, Xylariales, Xylariaceae. The record is from RefSeq and is a predicted model, not a curated record. Bases 274 to 1398 code for a protein of 374 amino acids. The transcript is spliced from 2 exons.
CGCUUAUCGCCUUUGUUGCCGUGUGGCAGCUGCUGACCUAACCUAAACAUCUGCAGAUUAUUCUGCCUAUUUCAACAUUGUGUUAAGUCGUUCACCCCGCCGACUGGCUGGCUGGCUAGUUGGUUGGCUCGCUGAAAUGAUUUGAUGGUUUUUACACCCAUCUCCACGCUUUUCCUGUCCCAUCUAGGUCCGGUCCGUCCUUCAGACUUCGGGUCUUUUUUUUUUUCUUUCCCUCCCUCUCCCCCUCACCAUUCCCCAUCUCUGUCGUUGAAGAUGCCCCCCAAAGACCUACUUACGGACGAUUACGUCGCAGAGCUUCUAGCCAAAGAAGCCAACGAUUGCUCGCUGAAGUACUCUUCCAUGGGCCUCGACGCGUUCGGGUCCACCAAACGCCCUGCAAAUCAGCCCAAGCCCAACACUAGGUUCCUCAACAAUAUAAUCCGCGACACCAACAGCCACAAUCGUGCGCUCCUGGCUAAAGAAAACGCCGAGUCGCAAGCAAAACUACGCGACCUUGAGCAUGCGGAGGAGCAGAAGCGUCGGGAGGAGGAGCGCAAGUUACGAAAGUCUAAGCCGGGGCCCCGCGACACCCGAAAGCGCAUGCUGGGCGACAUCGCCGCUAUAAUUGGCGGGCCAUCUAAGAAACGCAAGACUGUGAAGGCGGACGAGUCUGCCGGCAAUGCCUCGGAUUCUGCUGGGCCCGAUGUUGAGGGAAGCUCUCGCCGGCGACGAAAGACUUCCGCACCUGAGAGCCCCGAUGUCAAGAAGAGGAAGACUGGCCAUAAGAGUCGCCCAGCAGAGACGAGCGGAGCACGUCGACAGACAUCUCACCGAGAACAGGGGCGCGAGGAGAGCGGUGUCGUGCCCGAAUCCCGAAGUCGCAAGCACCGGGACCGCUCGUCUCGCCGCAAAGGCGACUCUUACGACAACAAACAGCAAUCAAAACACUCCAAAAGCAACCGACAUAAAUCCACUUCAUCCACGGAAGCAUCAGACUCGGACCCUCUAGAUGCUGUCAUUGGGCCUAUGCCAGCAAUUAAGUCUACUAUUAAACGACGAGGUCGUGGUGUUAACUCUACCACGUCUGGCAUAGACAACCGCUUCGCCCCCGAUUACGACCCUAAAAAGGAUACCAUACCCGAUCUAGGAAACGGAGACGAUUGGGAUGACGCAGCGGAAGUGUUCCGUGACCAUCAGAAAUGGAAGAAGCAAGGGGCAGAAAGACUGCGCUCUGCCGGCUUCACCGAGGCACAGAUCGACAAAUGGAAGCAGAGUGGUCCAAAGGACGAAGCGGAGGUCCGAUGGAACAAGCCCGGAGGGUUGAGGGAGUGGGAUCGCGGUAAAGUUGUCAACAAAGACGGGUCCGUAUCCUUGAAGGCCCAAUGGAAGAAGAAGUAAGCCCAGUUGAAAAAUUCCGGGGCCGCGUAGCGUCUUUACGACGAAAAGCAUCGAAACGGGUAGCCCUCAUUUUUCUUGCAGCAUUCAGAGAUCCCCUCAUCGGACGUUGGGUCGAAUUAUAUUACACAGCAUGGCACGACACACCACGGCAUGGCGUUGGCGGAAAGGAAGAUCUUAAGUAGAUGCAUUCGAGGGCCCGUCCUCUGUCGAAUCGCAUAUUCGAUCGAACAAGGCAGUGGACGUUGCAAAUUGACUACAACGUCCGCAGGGAAGUAGUAGUGGGGAUGCAGAAUCAUACGGAAUAGAAAGCUCAAGACCAAAGAUUUGUUGCGACUUGAGCAUUUCAUCACCAAGACAAAGAGGACGUGCCUAUUACCCGUUGUUAGGGGACCAAAUCGGGAACCAGAUUCAACGGCGCCACCAAAUCAAAGUUGACGACGACCGAAGACGGCGGUGAGGCUGGCAUAAGGUUCCCGUGAUUUGGUGCUUUGGGCACGGGACGGGACAGGAGGCGUACGUAGCAGACAGGAUACUCAGCACAUUAUAGCCUGCCCGGGCGGGCCUUUGCCGCAGCGGAUCGUCUGCCUGGGGGACUACGACACCUACGAUGUCUGUACCGUAUCUUGGGGGCUAGGAGGUAGGGGGUUGAUAAUAUUGAAGGCCCUAGCUGGAUUCCGCAAA